This is a messenger RNA of Castor canadensis (American beaver), 511 nucleotides long. It is a transcript of the gene Cldnd2, whose product is annotated as claudin domain containing 2. Gene Ontology annotation, cellular component: plasma membrane. NCBI's taxonomy places the organism in Eukaryota, Metazoa, Chordata, Mammalia, Rodentia, Castoridae. The record is from RefSeq and is a predicted model, not a curated record.
CUACAGCAUGGGAGUAAAGCGAAGCCUUCAGAGUGGAGGCGUUCUGCUCAGCCUCUUGACCAACGUCCUCACGGUGCUGUCCACUGCCACCAACUACUGGAUCCGCCAACAUGGGGGCCACAGUGGCCUGUGGCAGGAGUGUGCCCAGGGCAUCUGCUACAACAUCCCCUGCCAGACCAUGCUGGCCAUGACCGGAGCGUGCAUGGUGCUAGCGGGCGGCUUCGGCCUGGUGGCCAUGGCGAUGGGGCUGCGGAUUUGGUGCCACCAGGGAGAAUCGCUGCGGGGCCAGACUACCUGCGGCUUGCUCUUCCUCAGCGGGCUGCUGCUGCUGACCGCCUUGGUAGGCUACACAGUGAAGAAUGCGUGGAAGUCGGACAUCUUCUUCUCCUGGUCCUAUUUUUCCGGGUGGCUGGCUUUCCCCUUCUCUAUUCUCGCGGGUUUCUGCUUUCUGCUGGCGGACAUGAUCGUGCAGGGCACCGAGGCCAUCAGCGGAUUCCCCGUGUGCCUGUGA